Molecule: messenger RNA, 10130 nt
Organism: Loxodonta africana (African savanna elephant)
Lineage: Eukaryota; Metazoa; Chordata; Mammalia; Proboscidea; Elephantidae
Gene: STAG3
Product: STAG3 cohesin complex component
Exons: 34
Coding region: 839-4978 (1379 amino acids)
Biological process (GO): sister chromatid cohesion
Cellular component (GO): cohesin complex; nucleus; chromatin
Molecular function (GO): chromatin binding
Source: RefSeq, a predicted model, not a curated record
GAGUUCCCUUCCUAUGCCCCCCCAACCAAAAUCUGGCUUUAGACUCACCCCCACCCACUCCCACCCGCUCCCUAUGCAGACACUCCUUGCCUUACUCCCUCUCAAGCUUUCCUGAUCCCCUCACCCAGAUAGCCCCCCCAGUCAGGAUCCAGUCCCCCGCCGCUGAGACAGCCACGGGCCACAUUGAGGCAGAAGCCCCGGCAGGGUGGAAGAGAGGGGACCCCUCGGCAAAGAGGGCAGCCAGUCAGACGCAUGACAGCCCGGCUGCAGCCUUCGGACACCGACACCUGGGGACAGAGAGCAUGGUGGAGUCAUCCACAAACACCAUGGCUGCCUUCAGCCCAGCUUGGCACUGGGCAUAGAGGGAAAUCAAAUAUACCGCCCCACCUUGCCCAGGCUCCUGGUCAUGUGGAGAACUGGACAUGAGCAUCUAGGAUGAGUGACCCAUGUGGUGGUGGGAAAGACCACAAGACCACCAUAGCUUUAAGGUGGGGGCCCUAGGGGCCAGUCAGAGACUCCUUCAUGGGAGUAGUGGAGCUAGAGAGGCAGUGGGGGGGGGGGUCUGAGAAAAGGUGGAAGGACAAGAGUGAGCCCAUCAUGGUUAGGGAGGUGGGAGGCAGUGAGGAGGGCUGGCUGGCAGGAGGGGGAAACAUAUAGGAAGUAACAAGAGAGAAGACUGGGAGGUUAGGGAGAAGACAGGCAGUAGAAAGGAGGGCUUGAAGGCCAAGCAAGGAAUCUGGCCUUCAGCAGCAGGGAAAGGGGAGCCACCGAGGGGUCCUGGGGGAUACCAGGAGGGUCGAUAAUCCAAGCUUGGGCACCCCUGGGGGCUGAUGGGGAUAUGAGUCAUCAGAGGGCAGAAGGUCAGAAAUCAUGGAUCAUGACCCAAGGGACACUUCAUUCUGACUCUUCUUCCUUCCUGAAUUACCCAGGGACACCAGGGCCUGGAGGCCUCUCCUGCCAGCUGGCAUCUGACUUUUCUUCAUCUGACUUUUCUGCCUCUCCCUCCCUGGCCCUGUCCAUACUCAGGCUCCCUCUAACCUUAAGUGCUGUGCUGACCACAUCUCUUCCAGUUGCCAGGCCCUGGAUAAGAGCACGGGCAGCCACGAGAGCACGAGUUAUCUGGAGAAGGGGAGAGAAGCCAGCGUGUGAACCAGGAAGGAGCCGCUCUCCUCCACCAAGCCUCGGAAGGUGUCCUCAGUCUCCCUGGUCAGCCUCUGCUCUGUCUCACUGGAACAGCAAGUAUACUCCUGGGGACAGAUCCGGAGGUGCUCACCUGGACAGAGAGACACACAGGAAUGAUGGGAUGUGCUGGAUCACCAUGCCUACCCUGCGAUCCUCCUCCUCUCGGCGCCAUGGCUCCUCCUCCCCAAGCAGCGUGUCCUCUCUGCAGAAAAGUGGACAGAGGGGCUUGUCUUCAUCAUCUAGUUCCCCUGUCAGUCAGCCUCAUGAUGAGAGGGACUGGGGCCAUAUUUCAGAGGGGAAUGGUGGCUCUUCAUCACCUGAUGAAGGCAGUGACUUUGAAGACAGCUUGAGACGCAGUGUGAAGAAGAGACGAGCAAAACGACCACUUGAAACAACUCCAGUAGCAAAACAGCCAAAGAAGGGGUCCCAAAUGGUACGUGAUCGCCGCCAGAAAGAGUCAGAGCCACCAGCCAGUGAUCUCUUUGAUGCUGUGAAGGCUGCCAAAAGUGACAUGCAGACUUUGGUGGAUGAGUGGCUGGAUAGCUACAAGCAAGACCAGGAUGCAGGAUUCCUGGAGCUCAUUAACUUUUUCAUUCGCUCUUGUGGCUGUAAAGGCACUGUGACCCUCGAGAUGUUCAAAAAGAUGUCCAACUCUGAGAUCAUCCGGCAUCUGACAGAACAGUUUAAUGAGGACUCAGGGGACUAUCCCUUGACAGCCCCAGGUCCAUCCUGGAAGAAGUUCCAGGGCAGCUUCUGUGAGUUUGUGAGGACUUUGGUUUAUCAGUGCCAGUAUAGCCUCCUUUAUGAUGGCUUCCCCAUGGACAACCUCAUCUCCCUGCUCACUGGCCUUUCAGACUCCCAAGUCCGUGCCUUCCGUCACACUAGCACCCUGGCUGCCAUGAAGCUGAUGACCUCCCUAGUAAAGGUUGCCCUCCAACUGAGUCUGCACAAAGACAACAAUCAGCGUCAGUAUGAGGCUGAACGAAGCAAGGGGCUGGGGCAGAGAGCUCCAGAGCGGCUGGAGAGCCUGCUGGAGAAACGCAAAGAGCUCCAAGAGCAUCAAGAGGAGAUUGAGGGAAUGAUGAAUGCCCUCUUCAGGGGUGUCUUUGUACAUCGGUACAGGGAUGUGCUUCCUGAGAUCCGGGCUAUCUGCAUCGAGGAGAUUGGGUCUUGGAUGCAAAGCUACAGUACCUCUUUCCUCACUGACAGCUAUUUAAAAUACAUUGGCUGGACCCUACAUGAUAAGCAUCGAGAAGUCCGUUUAAAGUGCGUGAAGGCUCUGAAAGGCCUGUACAGCAACCGGGACCUGACUGCACGCCUGGAGCUCUUCACCAGCCGCUUCAAGGAGCGGAUGGUUUCCAUGGUCAUGGACAGAGAGUAUGACGUGGCAGUGGAGGCCGUCAAGCUACUAACAGUUAUCCUUCAGAACAUGGAAGGGGUGCUGACAGACACAGACUGUGAAAGCAUCUACCCCGUUGUGUACGCCUCUAAUCGAGCCCUGGCUUCCGCUGCAGGAGAGUUUCUGUACCAGAAGCUCUUCUACCCUGAGUGCGAGACAAGAGCAGUGGGCAGAAAAGAACGACGCCGAAGUCCACGCUCCCAGAGGACUUUCUUUCACCUUCUGCUGUCCUUUUUUGUGGAGAGUGAGCUCCAUAACCAUGCUGCUUACUUAGUAGAUAGCCUUUGGGACUGUGCAGGUCCUCACCUGAAGGACUGGGAGAGUCUGACAAGCCUGCUGCUGGAGAAGGAUCAGAACCUGGGCGACGUGCAAGAGAGCACACUGGUAGAAAUCCUUGUGUCCAGUGUCCGGCAAGCUUCAGAGGGUCACCCGCCUGUGGGGCGGGUCACUGGGAGGAAGGGCUUAACCCCUAAAGAACGUAAGAUCCAAGCCGAUGACAAGGUGAAGCUGACUGAGCACCUCAUCCCACUGUUGCCUCAGCUCCUGGCCAAGUUCUCAGCUGAUGCAGAGAAGGUUGCUCCCCUGCUGCAGCUUCUCAACUACUUUGACCUCAACAUCUACUGCACCAGACGCUUGGAGAAGCACCUGGAGCUGCUCUUGCAGCAACUUCAGGAGGUGGUGGUGAAGCAUGCUGAGCCAGCAGUGCUCGAGGCUGGAGCUCACGCCCUCUACCAGCUCUGUAAGCCCGAGUUCACUUUCUUCAGCCGGGUAGACUUUGCCCGCAGCCAGUUGGUGGAUCUGCUGACCGACCGCUUCCAGCAGGAAGUUGAAGAAUUGCUGCAGUCUUCAGUCCUAGAUGAGGAUGAGGUGUAUAGUCUGGCGGCUACACUAAAGCGCCUCUCUGCCUUCUACAACGCUCAUGACCUGACUCGCUGGGAGCUCUAUGAACCAUGCUACCAACUCCUCCGGAAGGCUGUGGAUACAGGAGAGGUUCCUCGACAGGUGAUUCUUCCAGCCUUGACUCUUGUCUAUUUUUCUAUCCUCUGGACACUAACCCACAUUUCUGGAUCAGAUGCUUCCCAGAAGCAGCUGUUGAGUUUGAAGGGCAGAAUGGUGGCCUUCUGCGAGCUCUGCCAGAGCUGCCUCUCAGAUGUGGACCCUGAGAUCCAGGAGCAGGCUUUUAUCUUAUUAAGUGAUCUACUUCUCAUCUUCAGCCCUCAGAUGAUUGUGGGGGGAUGUGAUUUCCUUCAGCCCCUUGUAUUUUUUCCUGAAGCCACUCUCCAGUCUGAGCUAGCCAGCUUCCUCAUGGACCACGUCUUCAUCCAGCCUGGAGACCUGGGCAGUGGGCCAGGUGAUUCCCAGGAGGAUCAUUUACAGAUAGAGCAGCUACACCAGCGGCGCCGCCUCCUGGCUGGGUUUUGCAAGCUGUUACUAUACGGGGUGCUGGAGAUGGAUGCAGCCUCGGAUGUUUUCAAACACUACAACAAGUUCUACAAUGACUAUGGUGACAUUAUCAAGGAAACAUUAACUAGAGCAAGACAGAUUGACCGAAGCCAUUGUUCCCAAAUUCUGCUGUUGAGCCUCAAGCAGUUGUACACAGAACUGCUGCAGGAACAGGGGCCCCAAGGCCUGAAUGAGCUUCCAGCCUUCAUCGAGAUGAGGGACCUGGCUCGGAGGUUUGCCUUGAGCUUUGGGCCCCAGCAACUACAGAACCGUGAUCUUGUGGUCAUGUUACACACGGAAGGCAUCAAGUUCGCCUUGUCUGAGCUUCCUGCAGCUGACUCCUCCAGUCAGCCUCCAAAUCUGGCAUUCCUGGAACUCCUUUCGGAAUUUUCCCCUCGACUCUUCCAUCAGGACAAGCAGUUACUCUUGUCCUACCUGGAAAAGUGUCUGCAGCAUGUCCCCCAAGCACCUGGCCAUCCCUGGGGUCCAGUCAUCACUUACAGGCACUCCCUCAGCCCCCUGGAGAACACAGCUGAGGCCAGCAUUCAGGGCUACCCCCGUUCCAAGAAGAGGCGCAUUAAAGGCCCCUCCAGGCCGAACGGAGAGGACACCUCUCCCUUCCAGGAAGAAAGCCUACAGCUGAACAGCAUCCCACCCACGCCCACCCUCACUUCUACAGCUGUGAAGAGUAGGCAGCCCCUGGGAGGGUUAGAAGAGGUGGAAGAAGAAGAGGGCUCAGAAUCAGAGUUCACUCACGGCCAGCGCCUUUCAGACAUCCAGCGGCUGAGGUACUCAGGUCCACAGCAUCUCCAUACACCGCUCAACUCUUCAGGUCCUGGUCUGGGCAGUCGGCUGACCCGCAGACUCAGCCUCAUGGAAGAGGAAGAAGAAGAAGGGCCAGCAGCUCAGGAUGACGCAAGUGAAGAAUGGCAAGAUACAGACAAGGAUUUCUGACAAGACUCUGUCCCCUUCCCCAUCUCUAUUCCCCACCUCAGUGACAUGACCACUUGGAAAAGGCAAACAGGAGAAAGGAGUAAAAUGAACCAUUCCUUCCAGGCUGCAACCCCCUGGUUUCUGAGAGGGGAAGAAGAGUUUGCCUUUCUAACCUAACCUUUCUCUCUGAUGGCUUUGUUGGAAUUGACACCCCUAUCCUUCCUAAUGCACCAUAGCCCUGACCCUGUGUGUUCGAGCAGAGCACCCAUCUCCUGAUAUGUUUGGAGUAAUGUGGUGUGUGUGGGGGGAGGGGGGAACUCCCUCCAUGUGUUUAAUGGAAAGAAACCACAGUUUUCUUGUAUUAUUAGAACAUAUUUGCCCAGGCUGUCUUGUGCCCUAAUAAUUCGCUCAAUAAACAUGUUCAAAUCAGCUGGUUCCUAGGAGCUGGUUUGAGAUUAUUAAACUGAUAGAGGUCAGGUUCUUUGUCUGCUGGUAUCCUGUAUACUGAUGGCCCAGUGCACAGACAGGCCCCCCACCCAAGCCACCCAGCGCUUUGUGUACAGGCUCUCAAGGAUGUAUUUCUCAGUAAUUGGGAGACUGGAUGGCUGGGUGAGGCAAAGGAGUUAGGGAGAGAUUGGUUGCUUUUGAGUAGUUUAUCUAGUGAUAACAAUUUAGGCCCAAAUAAGGGAAGGCAGUGUUCUGACCAGCUGCAAGGUGGAGUGGGCACCUUAUGAAACACCUACUCUUAGGCCAGGCCAGUCUUUGUCUUGGCAGAUUUCACCUAAGGAUUCCUUGCAGGGGUAAUUUCAUUCCCUCGAAGACACCUGUCAUAAUUUGGAAUUUAUAGAACUGUUAAUACCUGUGAGUUGGGAGGAAACUUAGAAGUUACUCUAAACAUCCAACCCAAAACCCAAGUCCUUGACACCUACUUCUCCUUAACCCUGCCUUCCUCCAUCUGAUUCUUCACCAGGUCCUCUCAAGUUGUUCUCCAGAAUAUAUCUCUAAUCUGUCUCUUCUAGUUGGCACCAUCCUAUUCCAAGGCACUGUCAUCUCUCACCCAGAAUCCCACAAAAUAGCCUCUGGAAAUCUGCCUCCUUGAAACUUUGACUUGUUUUUUAUUGUUCUGCUUCUUGGAGCAGCACAAAAUACCUCUGUUCACGCUUUUCCCUCUGACAAGCAUUCACCCACAAGAAAACAGUUGUCACUUCUACUUUCACUAUUUUCUUCUGCAGUUUAAGUAACCCUGCAGCCUCUCCCUAUGGAUAUGAUUUCCAGUUCUUCCCCAUUUUGGGUAUCUGCUGAAUUACAGUUUCUCACUGUGGUCUCACAGGCUGAACACAGUCAUCCACCUACUGGUCUGUGCAGAAGAAACCAUUACUUAGUGUAACCAAGUCAUGUCAUGGCUAUGUCACAUUAGUCUAUUUUUUGGUCAACCAGAACUAUUUCUCUCCUCUUCUUUUUCCCCUUCAUCUCCUCUUCCUGCCAUUCUUCUCCCUCCCCCACUGCCUACUCCCAGAUAAAAUCUAGAAGUUGGGUUUGUGGGUCUUCUUUUGGAAACUUAGCCCAUUAGUGGCCUGGGAGAUGCCAGCCUGGUCAGAGUUCUUUAGCCUGUUUUCAGGUGGUACAGCGCCAAGGAGAGAAGUUUUUUUCAUGGGAUCUGAGAACACAGUGGGAGAAUUUAGGAGUUAAGUAUGGAGGUCACUAAGGAUCCAGGAGGGUAAGGAUUCCGAAUCAUUUAAAUACUAGCCAAGCUAAGGGUACUUCACAAGAUCAAAAGAAAAACUUGGAGGCUUCGCGUAAAUAUGGAUAUUUGAAGCCAGACAGCCCAGUGUGGUGGAUCAAACCCCAGUCUUAGAACCUGUGGAAGUUUUAUACAUGCUUCCCAAAUUAUAUGAACUCCUUAUUGUGCAGUUGGAUCUGGUCUAUGUGAUUGUUUCACCAGUAGAAUAUGAUAGAAGUGAUGAUAUGCCAGUUUUCAGGCCAAAAUCAUGAAAGAAACUGGUAGCUUCCACUUCCAGUCUCUUGAGAUGCUCCCUCUUGGAACUCAGUUACCUUGCUGUGAGAAAUCCCAAGCAGCCUCAUGGAGGGGCCAAGUGUAGUGUUCCAGCCAGCAGCCUAGCUGACAUCCCAGCUAGCAUUCAGCGUCAUCCACCAGCCUUCUGAAUAAACCUUCAGAUGAUUGCCACCCCAAGCUUUUGAGCCUUCCCAGCUGAGGCCCCAGGCAUCAGGAAACAGACAGUCCUUCCCUGUGCCCUUUCCAAACUCCAGAUCUGUAGAAUCCACGAGCAUAAUAAAAAGGUGGUGGGCCGUAUCACUAAGUUUGGGGUGGUUUGUUAUGUAGCAACAGUAACUGCAACAGAACCGUGGAGCCAUAGACUCCAGAAGUUUGAGGAACUUCAUCAGGUAAAAAAAAAUGUAUUUAUAGAUUCUAUAAACGUACUAGUUUGACACAUUGUAAUAUAUAAAAAUGUAAUGGAUGAGUUAAUGAUGAAGUAAACAUUUUAAAAUAUUUUAUCAGUAGUACAGAAUACCUUUUUGCCCCACAAAAACUUUUUUAGUUAAGACGUCAGUGCUACGUAAAACAAUCUAUAAAUUCAACGCAGUCUCCAUCAACGUUCCAAUAGCCUUUGCAGAAACGGAAAAGGCAAUCCUCCCAUUUAUAUGGAAGGUCAGGGGACCUGGAAUAGCUAAAAGCAAUCUUGGAGAAUAAAGAGCAAAGUGAUGAGUAAACACUGUUGAAAUCAUGGCUUAAUAUUUUGUGAAAUUCUGGUUGAAAGUUCAGUUUAUUUUGAUACUUAGUUUUGUUUUUUGAUGGUACAAAUAAAUACAAAACAGUUUUGCCAAUUUAACAGUUUCUACGUAAUUCAGCAACGUUGAUUAUACUCUUCAUGUUGUGCAACCCUCAUCCCUAUCUUUUUCCUAAUUAUCCUGCCACCAUUAACAUAAAUGUACACUCCUCAAGCAGAAACUCACUUCUCCUUCCCUCCCACCCCUGGUAACCACUAAUAAGCUUUGAUUUCUUUGUAGUGCUUAUUGCAUAUAGUGAGGUUGUACAGUAUUUGUGACUGACUUAUGUAGCUGAGCAUGAUGUUUUCAGGGUUCAUCCAUGUUGUGGGGUGCGUCACGACCUCAUUUCUCUUUAUGGCUGAAUAAUGGUCCAUUGUAUGUAUAUACCACAUUUUGUUUAUUCAUUCAUCUGUUGAUGGACAUUUAGGUUUCCAGAUUUUAGCUAUUGAGAAAAGUGCUGAACCUGAGCAUUGGUGUACAGGUUUCUGUUGUGGGCAUAGACCUAGGAUUGGGAUUACUGGGUCUUAGGAUAGUUCCAUGUUCCUUUUGAGGAGCCACCAAAGUUUUCCAUAGCAACUGCACCAUGUUGCAUUCCCACCAGCAGUGGGUGAGGGUUCCAGUUUCUCCACAUCCUCUCCAACACCUCGUGUUUCAUUUUUUUGAUCAUUGCCAUUCUAACAGGGGGUGAGGUGGUAUCUUACUGUGGUUUUGAUUUGCAUCUUAAUGGCCAGUGAAGAAUCCCUAGUGGCAUAGUGGUUAAGAGCUCAUUUGCUAACCAAAGGGUCAGCAGUUUGAAUCCACCAGCCGCUUCUUGGAAACCCUAUGGGGCAGUUCUACUCUGUCGUACAGGGUUGCUAUGAGUCGAAAUCGACUUGACAGCAACAGGUUUGAGUUUUUUUGUUUGUUUGGUUUAAUGGCUAAUGAAGGAGCCCAGGUGGCACAAUGGUUAAGCACUCGACACCGAACCAAAAAGGUUUGCACCAGCAGCUCCACAGGAGAAAAGACUUGGAAUCUGCUCCUCUAAAGAUUACAGCCCUGGAAACCCUAUGGGGCAGUUCUGCUCUAUCUUAUAGGGUCACCGUGAGUUGGAAUUGACAGUACAGAGUAACAGUGGCUAAUGACGGUGAGCAUCUUUUCAUGUGCUUGUUGACUAUUUGAACAUCCUCUGGUGAACUGUCCAUUUUUUGAUUGGGUUGUUCAUUGAGUUGUAGGAGUUUGUGUGUGUGUGUGUGUGUAUGCACACCAGGCUCUCCACCGAUGGGACAGAGGACUCUCUUCUACCAUAAACCUUGUAGUUCAACUUUAAUUUAACUUUGUGCAGGAGAGGCAGUUCAGCAUAAUUGUCAAGAGUCUGAGUUUUGGAGCUAAAAUUGUCAGGGUUCCAAUCCUGGCUCAGCUUUUUAUUAGCCUUGUGACCCUGGGCAAGUCAUUUCCCUCGUAAGUGAUGGUAAAUGUUGAACUAAUAUGUGAGUGGUCUUAUAUUAUUUUGACAAAAAGUAGAAUGUAAUAAUAAGCAUACAGGAACAAAAGUAACCUUUUUUACAACACUUAAAAUAUAUGUAAACUGGAGUAACGGAGAAUGAAGAACAUCAAAGACACAAGGAAAAUAUUAGCUCAAGAGAUGAAAGGGCCACAUAAACCAGAGACCCCAUCAGCCUGAGACCAGAAGAAUUAGAUGGUACUCAAUGACCGGCCUGACAGGGAACACAACAGAGUCCCUGAUGGAGCAGGAGAAAAGUGGGGUGCAGAACUCAAAUUCGUGUAAAAAGACCAGGCUAAUUGGUCUGACUGAGACUAGAGGAACUCUCGAAGACAUGGCCCCCAGACUCUCUGUUAACCCAGAACUGAAACCAUUCCUGAAGCCCACUCUUGAGACAAAGAUUAGAGUGGACAAUAACACAUAAAAUAAUACUCUUGAAGAGUGUGCUUCUUAGUUCAAGUAGGUGUUGUUAGGUGCCAUCGAGUCAACUCCGACUCAUAGCCACCCUGUGUACAACAGAACAAAACACUGCUUGGUCCUGCACCAUCCUUACGAUCAUCGUUGUGCUUAAGCCUGUUGUUGCAGCCGCAUGUCAGUCCAUCUCACUGAGGGUCUUCCUCUUUUUCACUGACCCUCUACCAAGCAUGAUGUCCUUCUCCAGGCACUGAUCCGUCCUGACCAUGUGUCCAAUGGAUGUGAGACGUAGUCUCGCCAUCUUUGCUUCUAAGGAGCAUUCUGGUUGUACUUCUUCCAAGACAGAUUUAUUCAUUCUUUUGGCAGUGAGUGAUAAAGUGAAUAUUCUUCACCAACACCACAAUUAAAAGGUGUCAGUUCUUUUUUUCAUCACCUUUAUUCAUCAUCCUGUUUUCACAUGCAUAGGAGGCAAUUGAAAACACCAUGGCUUCG